AUGCUUUUUCGGUUUCCCCAUCCAGCAACUUUAGUUGGUCUGCUCGAAAUGGGUAGCAUGUAUCUGCCAGUAGAUGACGCUUGGCCACUCUUCCGACAACGUGCUGCAUCUACCUUUGAAAAAAACAACCGCCGUCAAAAGCAGCUGCUCAUGAAACUCGCAAAUCAAGCUCUUGAGCGUUUCGGUGGAUCAGAUCAAAGGUUGGCUUUUGGUUGA
Messenger RNA from Protopolystoma xenopodis, 216 nucleotides. The record is from the annotation of a GenBank genome assembly. NCBI's taxonomy places the organism in Eukaryota, Metazoa, Platyhelminthes, Monogenea, Polystomatidea, Polystomatidae.